Molecule: messenger RNA, 1530 nt
Organism: Myotis brandtii (Brandt's bat)
Lineage: Eukaryota; Metazoa; Chordata; Mammalia; Chiroptera; Vespertilionidae
Gene: GNG4
Product: guanine nucleotide binding protein (G protein), gamma 4
Exons: 2
Coding region: 803-1018 (71 amino acids)
Biological process (GO): G protein-coupled receptor signaling pathway
Cellular component (GO): heterotrimeric G-protein complex
Molecular function (GO): G-protein beta-subunit binding
Source: RefSeq, a predicted model, not a curated record
GGAAAUACACGGUGUACCCCAGGCCUUGCUUGUUUAAGGAGUAGCCUGGCUGUGGGGUCAUCAGGCUGAAAUGACCUUUUAGGACAAUGGCCUUGCUGUUUGCGGCUCCGACCCUCAGCCUCCUUGCAAGGGGACUGCGUGGGUCUUUAGGAGUGAUUGCGGGUAACGCUGCCUCACACACACACACACACACACACACACACACACGCACAACUACACCUUAUGAGGAAGGUGGCCAAAUGGCUGAGAAAAGAUUGACGUGCAAAAGACACAUCAUCUCAUUUAUUUAUAGCCACGUCUCACUAUCACCUUUUUUUCUUUUUUUUCUUUUUAUACCCUGUCUCGUUGUUCUACUUGGGAAGGGGAGAAUGCCUCAAGUGCAUGCGUGUCCGUCCAUUGCCCUUUCUCGUCUCGGGACUUUGAAGCGGCGUCUUUUGGAAAUCCCCCGGUUUGCUCUCCCCGCACCUUUCUGAGCGGAGCCCCUGUCCAGUCCUGUGGAUUUCCCUUGUCUCUCGGGUAGUUCAUUCACUCUGGACACACGCAGGCAGGAAGAGACGUACCACUCAGCGAGAGGGAUUAUUUGGUCGCUGUUUGUGAACCGGAAACGGAAAGUUAGCUUCUUUAAUGCACCAAAAACACGACAGAAUAUCCUUCCCACAGCAGCCAGCGGCAGGUGGCGGACAGGACAGGACGGGACGGGCACUGAGCAGGCCCCGCCUCGCCCUUGGGAAGCAGCGCCUGUGCCCUCUGCCCCCUCUCUCGGCCGUUCCAGGGCCUCCAGGGCCGCGGGAGGAAGAAGGGCAUGUCCAGCAGCAGCACCACCAGCAUCUCGCAGGCCCGCAAGGCCGUGGAGCAGCUCAAGAUGGAAGCCUGCAUGGACCGGGUGAAGGUGUCCCAGGCCGCAGCGGACCUGCUGGCCUACUGUGAGGCCCACCUCCGGGAGGACCCGCUCAUCAUCCCCGUGCCGGCGUCCGAAAACCCGUUCCGGGAGAAGAAGUUCUUCUGCACCAUCCUCUGACGCCCUUGGCCAUGCAGCACCUCCUUUUCCGGACCGCCCCACGGGAACCCACAUGCCUGUAGCUUUAGGGAGCCCCCUCCCCGCCCUGCCCGUCCCUGCUCAGCCACCCUCGGGGGGCUGGUCUCGUCUGUCCCUUGGGUUUCAUGAUUGUAAAGAUUUCACUUUUUCUUUCCGUUUUCAUGUUAUUUUCUUAAAAUACAUUUUUGUUUAUUUCAGAGAGGAAGGCAUGGGGCGUGCCUGUGGUGGGCAGCUGUCAUUGUGUUCCCAGUUUGGCUGUCCAGCAUCUGACCCCCCUUCCGUAGGACGGAAUCACCCCUUGCAAGUCCACUGAGUGGGAUGCAGUGUCCCCGCACUUGUGGUUGCCCACAUUCCCUCCGGGGUGCACCCCCUUCCUGGCACCGACUGGCCAGUUUGUGAAAAUCCUUCCAGCUGUGCACGUUGCAUUCGUGCACUUUCCUGUACCCGUGUUAUACGUCAAUAAAAAGUUGGCUUGGUGGCCAGCAGUCAAGGAU